AUGAAACCUCCAGAAGGUUAUACUCGUGCCAAGCCUGCUCAAGUUUGUUGUUUGGUUAAAUCCUUGUAUGGAUUAAAACAGGCUAGACGCCAAUGGAAUAAGGAACUCACAUCAAAAUUGCAUCAAUAUGGUUUUACACAAUCAGCACAUGAUAAUUGUCUCUUUGUCAAAGGCUCUAAUGUUAAUUUUCUUGCUUUGCUUGUCCACGUUGACGAUAUUCUCAUAACAGGUGCAAAUGAAGCUGAAAUCCUUCGAGUCAAACAAUUUCUUCAUCAAACAUUCACUAUAAAAGACAUGGGUUAUGCCAGAUAUUUCUUGGGUGUUGAAUUAGCACGAUCAUCUUCCGGACUUUUUCUUAACCAACGCAAAUAUACACUGGAUAUCUUAAAGGAUGCAGGGAUUCUUGAUGCCAAAACCACUGACUAUCCUAUGUCCAAAGGGCUCAAGCUUGAUACUGAAACUGGCACCUUGCUCUCGAAUCCUGAACGUUAUCGACGAGUGAUAGGGCGGUUACUAUAUCUUAGUCUUACACGCCCAUAUAUUACCUAUGCUGUACAACGUUUAAGCCAAUUCAUUCAAAGUCCCCGACAGCCACACUGGGAUGCUAUCCUUCAUUUGCUUCGAUACUUGAAGGGGACCCCAACCAAAGGAUUAUUCUUUCCUACACAUAACUCACUUCAGUUAAAAGCAUUCUUUGAUGCUGACUGGGCAAGUUGUCCUAUGACCCGAAAAUCUCUAACUGGCUACUGUAUAUUUCUUGGCUCAUCUUUAAUUUCAUGGAAGUCAAAAAAGCAAACUACCAUUAGUCGAUCUUCACAAGAGAAUCACGGAGCAUGGCAUCAAUCGUUUGUGAAUUGCGAGUCGCCUUACGUACUCAAGGAUUUUCAACUUUCCCUUUCUUUGCCGAUUCCUUUGUAUUGUGAUAACAAGGCAGCGAUCCAUAUUUAUGAGAAUCUUGUUUUUCACGAAAGGACCAAACACUUGGAUAUUGAUUGUCACAUAGUUCGCCAACAGGUCCUCAAUGGCUUUAUUCAAACAACACAUCUGUCAGCCAAACAUCAGCUUGCUGAUUUCUUCACAAAGCCAUUAACUUCACACCUUUUUCAUUUCUUCCGUUCCAAGAUGGGAUUGGUUAACUUAAACCCAUCUCCAUCUUGA
Hevea brasiliensis (rubber tree) is the source of this 1158-nucleotide messenger RNA. RefSeq lists its product as uncharacterized. The transcript has a single exon. Lineage: Eukaryota; Viridiplantae; Streptophyta; Magnoliopsida; Malpighiales; Euphorbiaceae. The record is from RefSeq and is a predicted model, not a curated record. Bases 1 to 1158 code for a protein of 385 amino acids.